Pecten maximus is the source of this 1048-nucleotide messenger RNA. RefSeq lists its product as uncharacterized. NCBI's taxonomy places the organism in Eukaryota, Metazoa, Mollusca, Bivalvia, Pectinida, Pectinidae. The record is from RefSeq and is a predicted model, not a curated record. The transcript is spliced from 2 exons. Bases 32 to 622 code for a protein of 196 amino acids. Gene Ontology annotation, molecular function: protein dimerization activity.
AGGAUAAAGUUACUUUGGCAGAGACUUUAUCAUGUUAUAUUUGUGUCUUUGCAGGUCAGUUAGAUCUUUCUACACUAAAAUUGUGGAGAAAAUGUGCAAUAAAUUCCCUUUUGGUGAUCCAACCAUGAAAGACUUGGGCUUUCUCAACCCAUCAGCAAGAUCUUCUAAGACUUCAGAUGCAGUAAUAAGACUUAUUAAGAGAUUCCCAUCUUUGUCAACUGAUGAAAACCUUCAACAGCUGCAGGAUCAGUUUGAUGACUACAUGCUGUCACCUGAUUCAGAUCUGCCACCCAUAACAGAUGAUCUUGACAAGUUUUGGGGUGAAAUGUCCAAACAGAAGGAUGUGUUUUGCAAAAGUGACAGGUUUGAUGUUCUAUCUAAGCUAGCUUUUGCACUGCUGUCACUUCCAAACAGCAAUGCUGAUAGUGAGAGAGCAUUUUCAAUGGUAAGGAAGAUCACGACAGAUUUCAGGAGUGACAUGAACAAUGACACUUUAUGUGCACUGCUUUCUACCAAAAUAAACUGUGACAGUGAUUGCUGUGAUUAUCAACCUUCCACCAAUGUUUUGAAGAUGGCAAAAACAGCUACAACAACUUACAAUGUAAAACAUUCAUGUAAAUGAAGAAAGUAUGCAUAGAAAUGCUUAUUAAAUGACACAUGUUGAUAAAUUUUUCCAGUUUCAUUGUUUUUAUUUCAAGUUAAAUGCCGUUAGGCGCAAUGACCUGAAUUGGAGUGCUAUGACCUGCAUUUUUAUGAGUAAUGACCUGCAUUUUGUUCAUGAGAACUUGACAGGUCUGAUUGCUGCCUCGUCCCUUUUAGGUAGUGUUGCGCACAAAACCAAAGUUGAAAUAAAAUUAUGUGGCUAGAUCAUGAAAACACAUAUUUUUCCUUUCAAAUCAGUUCAGAUGGAGAAUUAUCAGAAUCUUUCACUGUCGAUAUCUAGGGUUGAAAUAUUGUAGAAAAUCAGAGGCUUACUUAUGUCAUUAUCUUAAUCUGACUGAGGAUGUUUACUCACUUUCUCUUAUUUUUCCUCAUUCUACAAGAUAGA